Messenger RNA from Cladocopium goreaui, 9054 nucleotides. The record is from the annotation of a GenBank genome assembly. NCBI's taxonomy places the organism in Eukaryota, Dinophyceae, Suessiales, Symbiodiniaceae.
AUGCCCCCACCUCCGCACUGCAACAAGUGCAAGGUGGGUUUUUGUCAGCCAGGUGAUUCCUGGUGUGUGGGCUGCUCGUCGCUGGAGCUCGGGCAGUCUUUGCUGAAGCAGUCCUGGGGGCAUCCUGGCAUCCGAGCCGCUGCUGAGGAAGCUAUCCUCUCUGCAGCCCGGCUUGUGAAGGCCUUUAGCAACCUGGACCGCGGCCUCUCGCGAGGAGCUGCUGAGCCUGGGCCUGGUUUGACACCCAAGGCCAAAGCACAGGGACCUCGAUCCCGGUCUUCACGCAGGGAACCCUCUCCUGGUGGUAGUGAGGAGUUCUUUGACGAGGAGUCGGAAGAAGAGGAGGAGCCAGACCUUCCCCCACGAGCUCCAGAGUCCGAGGAGGUAGUGAAAUCGGAGCCCGGCGCUAGGGAGCGCCAUCCUGGCAGCAGGGCACCCCCUGAGCCAGAAGGUCCUCCCCCUGGGAGACCUCGAGAAGAUCGACCAGAGAUCCCUCGUCGACGUGACAGUGGAGGCGACGGUCACAGUCAUAAGAAGAAGAAAAAGAAAAACAAGAAGAAGAAGAGAGGAGGUGCAAAGCACCAGAAACAUUGGAGAGAGCAGAGAGAUCCGUUUCGGAGGAGCCAUCGGCCGCUGGGUGCUGCAACCCUUGCGCUUGCCCGAUCCUUUCGUGCGGGUCUGGACAGAGAAGAGGCAGAAUGGCUCACAGAGGAAGAUCCUUUGGAAGAGGAUGGGCGAAGGGAAGCUGUGGAGGAAGCUCUACGCGCAUCCCCAAAGCCCGCAGUGAUGCAGAGGUACAACACCACAGAGGCUGCUUUCUGGUUACACCGGCACGUCCCAGUGGGGUCGGUGCUGGUGUACGCCGCAGAGGGUUCCGAACUGGGCGCCGCUGGCUCCAUAGCCGUGCUGGUGACAGGUUACGAAUCCACAUCCCUCGGGGUUUGGCUGGACACGAAAGUCCUUGGCUGCUCCUCACCGGAUUUUGCAAAGCAGAUUGCAGCCAAGUUCAGAGGAAGUCGAAAGAGGAGGCACCACAUCUGUUACCCAGAUCCCGAAGGACAGUGCCCGAUCCCCUUCGAGUCUGGCGUUCAUUUGAGGGAAUUCGAAUGGCACCCUCCUGGCGCCUUCAAGGAGGCAAAAGACAAGGACAAGCGGCCAGCUGGCGCUGCGCCGAAGGCUGCAGCUGCGCCCUUGGAACAACGGUUGAGCCAGCUUCGUGCCAGAGUCAGUCCGCGCGUCUCCUUUGGUCCGGUAGGGGAAGAAGCUAUAUCCGCUGCUCGUCCAGGGCGUUCUGCGGAGCUACCCCGGGCUGGGAUCUUACGCCGGCCUGGGGGAGGAUCCUCACCGCCGGCCCCACUCCCUCUUGGGGAUCAAGUCAAGAAGGAGACGGAAGUUGUGGAAGUAGAAGACAGCCCCAGCAAGAGCAGGGGGCGGAAGACAAAGCACAAGGAUGUGGGGGAGGCGCUGGCUCGUGCUGUAGCCGCGCGCCAAUCCAAGAGCCAGAAGGCGGAAGCAAAGAAACGGAAGAAGUCAAGGAGCCGCUCGAGAGAGAAGGACAAGAAAAGAAAGAAGAGGAAGGAGAAGGGAUCCAGCAGUCCAGGAUCCUCGGACGACAGUUCAGGGGAGGAGAGUUCGAGUGCUUCCCUUCAACCACCGCUCAAGAAGAAGGCCCUCAAGGAGCCCGGCUCGGUCUUCCGCCUCCUUAUGAAUCAGGCGGCAGAACAGCUGGCCCAGGAGGGGUUGGAGAUGGAAGGCUCGUUGUCUGCGGUGACGAAGGGGCCCAGGGUGAAGCUCUACAGCUUCUACCAGCUGGCUUUGAAGCCGGCGCUGGACCCUCGGUCCAGGGAUUGCAAGGAGAUCGCCCUUCUGGCUCGCGGAUUGGACCUCCUUCAAGAAGGGGACCUCCCGCAGCUGGCCGAUUUGUUGGCCGCACGGCUUAUCGCCGUCGAAACAGCCACCCGUCAAGGGUGGCAGACGGCCAAAUUCCUCGAGAUACAGUCGUUGGAGGACGACGGCACUGCUCCUCCCCACAUCCUGUUGGCCGCCCAGCGGCAUUCCCGCCAGGUCGGGAAAGCAGGAGGGAAAAACUCCUGGGGCCGCGGGCAAGGGUGGCAAUGGGAGUGGGGGGGAGAGGAAAAGGCAAAGGGAAGGAUCCCCGAGGCAAGGGGAAGAAAGGCAAGCAAAAAGGCAAAGGCAACAAGGGAAAUUGGAAUGCCUGGGCCGGAGGAGACAAGGAGAAGCCUUCGGAAAAAGGAGGCAAGGGCGAAGGAAGUUGAGCCCCAUUCCCGCUGGUUCUUUGGAGCCGUGUUCCGGGUUGAUGGAUGCGACAUGUGCGAGUGGGGCGCUGGUGCCCCUUUGGAAGGCGCCUUGGCAUCUGCGCUGGAUGGGAACUCUAUCGCAGACUUUAAAGGGCUGAUGGAGAAGCUGUCCAAGUGUUCCAACCUGGCGGAAUGUGGCGUUUGGCUGGCAUGGGGAUUGCAGAGAAAGUUUUUGAGCCUUUCUGGGCCCAUUGCUGGACCUUCACAGGCCGCUGAUCGGAAAUCCCGGUCGAGCGGCUUGUUUCCCCUGCCGGUCACUUUUCCGGUAUUUGGGGGUGACAAUUGGCCAAGCCUGGCUGAUCUCCAAUCGCGCGAAGUCGCUGUUGAGUGUUGGCUAGGUGUGGCCAUUACGGCCAUCAAUGCUUUGUAUGGCUGCCCUCAAGAUGGUACGCUGCGAAAGCCAGGAAAAGUGCAUGCUGCAGCGUUCCGGGUGUUGAAAAAUAGGAUUGAUAGGUUUUUAGAAGGGGAAGUUCCCACUGACUUGAGUUUCGAGAAGAUUUGUUUGGAGUUGAAAGAAAGAAGAAUUAGCUAUACUGGUGAAGAAAUAGCCCAACCUGUGGCACUUAGCGUGGUUCAUAUCCAGAAAGGGGAGGAGCUGAAACUUUUCGAGCUCCUUCGAGAGCGUGGGGUUAUCGAAUGGGUCCCGGCGGAAACUGCCUUUGUCCUGGAGGCCACCACCCCUGAUAGGGCGUGGUGGCAGGUGUACCUCGACAACUUUUUAUCGGCUGAUGCGGAGGGGAAGAGCUCUGACUCGCUUCACCGCAAGCUUCAAGAGCUGGCAAUGCGUGCCUGGGACUCUGCGGGGAUCCUCUCUGCUGAGGACAAACAGGUCUUGAGCUCUUCAGAGGUCAUUGAACUGGGUGUUAGAAUCGAUGGCGCUCGUGGGCUGCUGGGCGUCUCGCCCGAGCGGCUGCUCAAGACCUUGUUGGUAGGACAAGUUCAUAAGGAGGUGCUGGCAUUAAUGUGCCUUGCACCGCUCCUUCAAACGGAUUUGAGAGCCGGCUACGACUCCGUUGUCACCUGCAGUGACGCCUCCGAGCAUGGUGGGGCAGCGGCCCGUUCGGCUGGGCUGACAUGGUCAGGGAAAUCCUUGGUCGGUUUUUUGGCAGACCAGCGGCUGCAACCAGUGCGGCAGGGCAUCCUUUUGAUUUCAGUUUUUAAUGGCAUGGGCGGCAUGUUCCGCAUUUAUGACGUGUUAGGCGUUUGUGUGGAUGGCCGCAUUUCAAUCGAUAUCAGUCGUACAGCCAAUAGAGAAAUUUUUGGUACCUUCUGCAAAGUCAAGUACUGCGUGGAGAAUGUGGCCUCGAUGGAUGAGAGGGCGCGGCAGGAGAUCUCUGCUUGUCUGGGGAUUUGUCCCAUCAAGCUGGAUCCAGCUGACUGCCUGCCUACUAGUCGCCCUCGACUUGCGUGGUGCACUGAGGAACUUUUUGCAAUGGAAGGACUUCAGCUCUGGACAGAACGUGAUUACUUCAGGGCGGUUGUUAGUGGCCCUGGUAUUCCGACAUCUAGCUGGAUCCGUCCAGGCUGGGUCUGGGAAGGUGAGCACCAGGGAGCCAAGUUUCCCACUUUCAUGAAAAGCAUCAGGCGUCAACGACCACCUCCAGCACCCGCUGGGUUUCACCGUGCGGCACCGGAGACUCUGCGCCGCUGGCGUGAGGAUGAGUUCAGAUUUCCUCCUUAUCAAUAUGCUUCGCAGUUUCUGGUUUCUCAUCCCACUUUGGGUCAACGCCCGCUGGAUGCGUCCGAGCGGGAGUUACUGUUGGGAUUUGGUGCAGGCCACACAAAAACCUGCAUGUCGGCCUCGGAGGCUAAGCGGAGCAAAGCGGCCUAUGAGGAUGCCAGAAAGUCCUUGUGUGGGGACUCGUAUUCGGUGCUUUCGUUUGCAGUGAUGGCCAGCCAGAUGUGCGCCGAUUGUAUGCCACGUAUGGCGCCGGCGCAGAUUGUCCGACGGUUUGGUCUGGCCCCUGGUGCAACAGCACACCCUGACGUGGAGAUCCCGUUGACCCGCUGGCUUGCUUAUGGUGGCUCCGGAGAUCCUGGUCCAGCUGCCGCUCAUGAGCUGGUCAAGGUGCUGCUGGCUGCCAAAUCCCAAAAGGAGCGGAGGCGGCGCCGUGCAGGCAUCAGACUCAAAGACUACAGUAUUACUGAGAAGACCAGGCUACGUUAUGAGAAAGCUGUGUCGCGUCUUCUUCCUUUUCUGGAAUCACAGCCUGAUCUCAGUGAUAUUGAUGCAGUACUCUGUGAGUACAUCGAGUUGCAAUGGGCUCGUGGUGAGUCCCUUUACUUUAUCUCAGAUGGUUUGUCAGGCCUACAUUUCUUUUGGCCCGAAUUGCGUGGUAUUCUGAGAAACGCCUGGCGGUAUUUUAAAACUUGGAGGCGUAUCGAAGCGCCGGCCCGGGCACCGCCGAUCACGGUGAUGCUGGUUAAGGCUACGAUUAGCCGUGCCGUGCAUCUUGAUCAGCUUGGCUUUGCUUGUAUGUUGGCAAUUGGUUUCCAUGGCCUCUUGCGCACAGGUGAACUCCUAAAAGUUCGGAACUGUGACCUUGAGCUCGCAAAGGCCUGUGGUAUUUUGUCCUUGAAGCAAACCAAAUCUGGCUUGCGGGCUGGUGCCGAUGAAGCCAUUGCGUUGCGGGACAGCUUGACUUUACAGUUGCUUGAUACCUGGCGCUGUGUUGUUAAACCUGCGCCGGGUGACCUUUUGUGGCCUUAUAGUGCUCAGUGCUUCCGCGGGCGUUUUCGGGAGUACCAGCGCUUCUUUCGAAUCAUGCAAUUAGGGUUCAAACCCUACAGCCUCCGUAGAGGAGGAGCAACCCUGCUCCUUCAGCAGGGUUUGGCUAUGGAGGCAAUAUUGCUUAGAGGACGCUGGAAGUCCCUUGCUGUCGCACGGGUCUACCUCCAAGAUGGCUCCGAAGCGACGGAACCGGACAUCGUUUGGGCGGCCAAAGAAAGGUAUUGCAAGCAGAGGUUGACUCUGUUAGACUCGGUGGACAGCGCCUUUGCUCGUGACCUGCGUUUCAUGGAAGGUGUGGUGGAGGUGCGCCCGAGCCUGCCUCAGCUCUGGCGUUGCUUGGAGCUGCUACAGCUGCAGCGGAAGCAGAUCCAGGUGGUGGCGGAGGAGAUGCUGAAACAGCUCCAGGGCAUCCUGGCUGCCCGUGCCACUCGCCUCGUGGCGGAGGAGUCGCCCGCUGGCGGUGUCGCCGCUGGCACGGCGACCUUCCGCUGGCUGGAUGGCGUGUCCAAAGCGACGCCGGUGCUCCACGUCAUGGAAGGAUACAUCAACUUUAUGUGUCGGUACGCUGCGGGGGAUGAGGCCGAGGUCUACAAAGCUUUGGGUUUCAGCCUCUAUCCCCGCCUGGUGAAGCUCCUGGUCAGCCCCUCGCCACAGCAAGAACGGUGCUUGGAAGCGGGACCCGGUGAAAAGCGAGGUAGUGAGGGGACGUCCAAUGACUUCGUCCUACAGGGCUUUGGUGACUGUUUUAGUGCCAUUUGGAUUUUGCAGACCAGGGUCCAGCGGUGGAAGACUUUGAGCGACGCCUGCAACAGCGAGGUUUUAUUUCAGCUGCUGAGACAAGCCUGUCCCGCCUGGUCCAUGGCCAAAGGGAGGCGCAAAGUCAGCAGCCUCAGCUCUUGGUCCAAGCGAGACGCUGGAUCUUGGACGAGUCCGAAGAUGCUGUGUCUGUCCAUCUUGGAAACUCCACGUCCAUCCAGGUUUGGUGGAGAUGCCUUGCAGGUCUCUCCAGCAGCAGAGAAGUUGGCCAGGUCUUUCGGCCAACUAAGCCACUUCGCUGAUGAGGAGGUGCAGACGGCCGGACGCUUGUGCUGGUUGUUUGCCAUCUUGAGGCCCUACGCAUCGUCCGGGGGCUUGACGCGGCACCCGCGCCGCUGUGGUCUCUUUGUGACGGAUGUGAUGUUCCUGAUUCAUCAGCUGCAGAGAGAAGUGCCCGCGAGCUGCAGGCCAUUGAAGCAGAUUAAGGCCUUGAAGCGAAAGUGUCAGGAGGAACUGCACGCCAUGAUGAAAUGCCAAGAGGAAGCCCUGCUGACUUCCCUGAAGCCCUGCCGCCUGGUGGCCACGGGCAACGGCUUCUUGGAGGCUGAGACGGCCCUGGGAGCUGCAGCUGGGGAGAUGAAGGCCACCUGUGCUGCGCUGUCGUCGCUGCCCCGACCCUUGCUCCAGGAGGUGACGAUGCACCUCUUGGGCCUGUUCUGUCACGAGCUCCUUGCGAAGCUGCUCCGCGGAGAGGAGGAGACGACUGAGAGCACCGCGCGGCGACUGCAGGAAUUUCCCGUGGCCAUGGGAGCACGGAUGGUGGGCGUGGGCAACCGACUCUUAGAAACUGCCUUGGCACGAGGGGCCAACAACGAUUUCAGGGAGGUACUGGCCGGUUUGAAGGGGUCGCCCUCUUCAAAAGCUGAGGCAGACUCUGGUGGUGGUCCUGCGGCCGCUGCGCCGCAGCCGGCGACUCUCUCUGCGGACGAAAUCAGCAGCGCUGUGACGUUGCUGACUUCGGGGCAGUGCAUGGUACGACAAAGUUUGCAGGCUGCUGGAUUGGACAUACAACUGCGAGAGAAGGUCCCGAGUUAUGGCAAGUUAUCCCUGACGACGGACCUCUUGGGCUCCGACUUCAUCCGUUUCCGCGAACGCCGCAAAGCGCUGCAGAAAGUGAUGUCCAAAGAGGAAGUGAUAGGACUCAUGUCCUUGAGUUUCUACGAUGAGGCCAAUGGGGCAGUGUUGGUGGGGAGCGAUGUCCGGACGCUCCCAACAGCCGUUCAUUCCAGUUUGGAUGACCACUGUGCAGCUCAGCAAGGCGAGGCCGUCGAGACCCCAGUCGACCUGGAGGAGAUCCAUCUGCAGCUCAAGAUGUGCAGCAAAUGCGACUUUGAUCCAGUAGCAGCACUGCAGGGCCUGGCUGUGGAGGUGGUGCUGGCCAAAUGCUUUAAGCAAUGCAAACGGGGACCCAAUGCCAGACUGGUGCGCACUGGUCAUGAGAAGGGCCUAAAGGUGAAGGGCAUGACACUUGCGUACGUCUUGCCGGAGCCUCCAGCGCCCAGCCACAAACAGUUGCAGCUUUCAGUGGCAGCUCCAUCGGCCAUCAUGGAGUCUACGUUGGAACGAUUCAGCCACAUUUGCUCCAUGACCCACGCAAUGGGACAGAAAGAGGCGAAGGACAAGACUUUUCAUGAGAUCAAGAGCCUCACUGCAGCUGAACGAGUGGCCAAGCUGAUUCAGAAUCUGUCAGGUUGGCUGUUGGCCCUGCAAGCAUGGUCGGCAUGGGGCAUGAGUUGCUUCUCCGAGAUCAAAUUUGGUUGGUGUGAGUAUAGCUCCAUUGAUCCGGAUGCACCUCCGAGUUGUCCUGACUAUGUCUUUUCAAUCGCAAGCUUUCAAAGAAAGCUGGAUUCUCACUACGUCUUUGAUCAGAGGCCACCGCUGAUGGAGGCCUUUUUCAUUCAGCGGCUGCAUGAUGACUACAAGCAGAGUUUGGUGGAUGCUGACUGCCCCAACCCUUUGAUCAUGGCUGCCAUUUUGCUGGCCGAGUUCCAACUCUUGGCCCCAUCUUGGAUUGACUUGGAUCGCGGCUUUUCCUUGGUGAAGAAGGCUGGUAGCUUCAUCUCUCCUGACUUGGCCAAUGACUUCGUGAUGGCCAUCUCGACGUCAGGAAGGCAGCUCUACGAUGAAGCCAUGAAGCUUGCGCGGGAGGCGUCGCCUUUCCAGCAGCACUUGAUGGCCUCAAAACCUGCAGCUUGGCCUUUGCAACGCGCCAUCAAACGCAUUCAGGUCGCACAGGACGCCGUGGGCGACGCCGUCGGGGUGGCCCUGGGCAUUGUGGGACGACCGGUGCCAUGCGCCACGGAGAUCCAAGGGAAAUCCAGCACCACCUCCUUCAGCACGAAGUGUUUUGGAAUGGACACCGUAGCCAGGGUGGACUUUGUGGUGGCUCAUUGCCGGGAGGACUUGAGCUGGUUGACCAAGCAGCUGCAGCGGGUUCCCCUGGGAGCCAGGCUCUUGAUCUACGAAAAAUGUGGCGCGCCAUUGGCUCCAGAUGUCUUGGCUGCGCAGUUGCCAACGGAACAUUUCAUGGCCGUGUGGCAAAUAGAUCGAGCUGACAUAGGUGCCGCGCGGGGCGACGAGUGCUCGGCGUACCUGACGCACAUCUUGGGAAGCUACGAGAACUUGGCGGAUUUCACCAUCUUUCUGCAGAGCGAUCCCAUGGAUCAUCUCCAUUUCGAUUUCUUAGACCUGGUUCUCAGGAGCAUUGCUGCAGGCACCUACACUACCCCCUUCCUGCCACUGAAUGGCCCGCGUCACGUGCGCACGCUGACACCAUGCUUGCAAGCCGUUCACGAGGAGAUCUUCAAAGAAAAUAUCUCCGAACUUUUAGGCCCUUACUGCUGUGCGCAGUUCGCAGUGUCGCGAGACGCUAUCCGAAGACAUGACAAGGACUUCUAUUUGCAUAUGCUCAGUUUGGUAGACGGCUCCAGCAAUGUGGAUCUCUGUGGCAUGGAGGGAACAAAGCGCAGCACCCAAUGCUAUGGCUUCGAGUUCCUGUGGCACGUGGUCUUCGGGGAGAAACCGGAGCCGCCUGGGCGCGAAGACGACGUGCGGCUGCCGCUGCAUCUGCGCUUGAAGCAUGGCAAGGAGCAUACCCGAAGAAACUGGAUCGGAGUGCCAUUGGCCAGGGACAUUCCUCUGAAAAUGUUUCCUGACCACGAACAUGGCAAUCCGAUGUAUGCAGAGUAG